Molecule: messenger RNA, 924 nt
Organism: Exophiala aquamarina CBS 119918
Lineage: Eukaryota; Fungi; Ascomycota; Eurotiomycetes; Chaetothyriales; Herpotrichiellaceae
Exons: 2
Coding region: 1-924 (307 amino acids)
Molecular function (GO): protein binding
Source: RefSeq, a predicted model, not a curated record
AUGGCCAGAGUUGACGUGAGCCUGCGCUUGAGACAAGCAAUCCUCCUGGAUGAUCUACCACUGGUGCAACGACUACUCAGAGCACAUCCCUCAUAUCUGCACAACCCAGAUUAUGCCGAUAAAAGCAACACCUCUUUGCACCUGGCAGCACAGUAUGGGGUGUUAGAAAUAGCAGAAUAUUUGAUAUCGAUCGGCCAUGACAGCAACCCCGAGGUAACAGACUGGAUAUACAGCAAUAGUGGCAACAACCAAGGUGUCUCGGUCAAUACCGAUGGCCAAUGUCCGCUUCACUUGGCCGCUAGCGCGUCUAAAACUGGUGUAGCCAGUCUACUCUGCAAACACUUUCCAGAGACAGUGACGAGACGAGAUCAUCGAGGGCAGACUCCCCUGCACCUUGCCUCCGCCUCACAGAUCAUGCCGACGAUGAAUUCUCUUUUCAAAACAGGCACACGACCUUCACCACGAUCACCCGAAGGGGUCACUUGUAUUGAGACACUUAUAGCCCAUGGGGCUGAUGUCAGGGCCCAAGAUGACCAGGGAAACACAUGUCUACACAACGCGAGUGCAUGGGGCAAUUUGAAGGCCGUCCGGGCGCUGAUUCAAGCGGGAGCUGACCCUUUGUGUAAGAACAAGGCAGGCUGGACGCCCGAGUACUACAGCAUUACGGUUCAGGCUGAGGUGUACUAUCGCAACCUGGUGGCAGAGUGGGAAAAGAGGAAGGCGGAAGAAGGAAUACGAGCGAACGAACGACGAGCCAAAGGUGGUGGUGGGGUUCGUUUGGUACCACAAGACAACGACAGCGAUGAUGAGGCAUCAGUGCAGAGCAGGAGUCGUGCCAGCAGCGCCAAAAGCCAGCAGACAAUCGAGAGUAGUAGUGAUGGCGGUUUGGGCAUCAGUGUUGGAUACGUGGAUACCUGGAAGUAG